AUGAUUCUAAUUUUAGAACAUACACUGGACUUUUUACCAAUACCUAGCAAAACUCUUGAACUUCAUGAGUCAAUUGGUGAUGGCGCCUUCGGAACAGUUUAUCGAGCUACAUGGUUGACCAGAAAUCAUAUAGUUGCUGUGAAAAAGUUACAUCUUAUACAUUGGAAUAAAAAAGCGAAGAUAGAGUUCUUCAAAGAACUUUCUUUUAUAGAUAUUCUUCGUUCUCCUCAUAUUGUUAAUUUCUACGGUGCAUGCAUAGAAACAGACAAUUUUGCAUUAGUUAUGGAAUAUAUGUCGUUAGGAUCAUUGUACAAGAUGUUACAUGAUGAUAACGUGGACUUAGUUUGGGCAUUACGAUUUUCAAUAGCCUUACAAACAGCGAAAUGUAUCAAUUGUUUACAUACAUUUCAACCAUCCAUCUUGCAUCGUGAUAUUAAGUCGGCGAAUUUUUUGUUAGAAAGAGCCUAUGAAGGAUAUACUGUGAAAGUUUGUGAUUUCGGAUUGGCCGAAACACGUAUCGAAACCUCUCGCCAAACAACACCAAAUGUUUCGUUGAUCGGUACUUUACAAUGGAGUGCUCCUGAAAUACUGCGCUUAGAAAAACAUACCGAUAAAAGUGAUGUAUACAGUUUAGGAAUCGUUUAUUGGGAACUAGCUACCAAUGAGAUACCUUAUGGUGGUCGUCAAAUUGAGGUCGUUCAUGGAUUUGUACGUUCUGGCGACCGUUUACAGAUACCCGAGACCACACCACCUAAUUUUUCUGCAUUAAUCCAAGAAUGUUGGGCUCACAAUCCCAAUGAUCGACCAUGUUGCUCUCGUUUGAUCGAAGUCAUCAAAGGCUGUAUCAAAAAUCAAAUUAUUCUCAAUAUUCCAGCUAAUGCUCGAUGGAUACAGAAUGGAACGACUGUUGCUGGAGGUAAUGAAAAAGGCAGUACCACCAAUCAACUCGACUGUCCUCAUGGUAUCUUCGUUGAUGAUGAUCAAAUGAUAAUUAUCGCUGACUGUCAUAAUCAUCGAAUCAUCGAAUGGAGGAUGGGUGAUACGAAUGGACAAGUCGUUGCUGGUGGAAAAGGCCAAGGAAAUCGAUUAGAUCAAUUGAAUGGUCCAACUGAUGUGCUCCUCGACAAAGAAACGAAUAGUCUUAUUAUUUGUGAUCGAGGAAAUGGACGAAUCGUACGAUGGUCUCGCCAUGAUGGUACUACAGAAGGAGAAAUCCUUAUUUACAAUAUAUGGUGUUGGGGAUUGGCCAUGGAUAAUGAGAGAUAUCUCUACGUCUGUCACAGUGAAAAACAUGAAAUAAGACGAUAUAAAAUAGGAGACAAGAAUGGGAUUCUCGUAGCUGGUGGAAAUGGCAAAGGUUAUGGUCUCGAUCAACUGAACUAUCCCCGUUACCUCUUUGUCGAUCGACAGCAGACCGUCUACGUGUCAGACUAUUGGAAUCAUCGAAUAAUGCAAUGGAAUAAAGAUGCCAAAGAAGGCAUUGUCGUCGCCGGAGUUCAAGGCCAAGGGAAGGCUCUGACACAAUUGAGAGCACCUUAUGGACUCUUCGUCGAUACAUUGGGUACCAUCUAUGUGGCAGACGAGCUCAAUCAUCGAGUGAUGCGUUGGCCUAAAGGAGCAAAGCAAGGCACUGUCAUUGUGGGUGAAAAUGAUGAACGAGAAGGAGCAAAUCAGUUCAACCAUCCCCUUGGUUUGUGCUUCGAUCGAAAUGGUAAUCUCUACGUAGUCGACGAAUAUAAUAAUCGUGUUCAAUUUUUUGAAAUUCAAUAA
Messenger RNA from Rotaria sp. Silwood2, 1770 nucleotides. The record is from the annotation of a GenBank genome assembly. NCBI's taxonomy places the organism in Eukaryota, Metazoa, Rotifera, Eurotatoria, Philodinida, Philodinidae.